Molecule: messenger RNA, 1495 nt
Organism: Asparagus officinalis (garden asparagus)
Lineage: Eukaryota; Viridiplantae; Streptophyta; Magnoliopsida; Asparagales; Asparagaceae
Exons: 8
Coding region: 72-947 (291 amino acids)
Source: RefSeq, a predicted model, not a curated record
CCCGUUACCCGUUACCAUGCCUACAAUCUCCCUCUUCGUUAACGAGAUGGGGGAGGUUUGUCGCCGCGGCCAUGGAAUCAAGCUCGGAGGCCGGCAGCACGCACCUCGAGGAAAAGCUGAAAUCUUUACUCUCUCAUCUACAAACAGAGUCUGGGAUCCUCGACAGGCUCGUAUACAAGAACAAGAACCAGCAUCGGCGAUGCCCUUAUUUCCAAGCCCUUCAAAAGGUUAGAAGAGAUGUGAGGUUACUGCGGUCAGCAGGAUUGGAGGAGAUUUUGGGAGUUUUGUUUCCGAUUAUUGAUGGGAAGAAACCAGCUCAAAGAGCUUUUCUCCCGAAGAAGCAAAAGAAAAAUAAUCCUAUUGGGAAACAUAACUACCAGGAGCGUCUAUUAGGUGUUGCGCGAUUACUAUCACAGAUGGCUGAACCUAUCCUGAAGGCAGCGAUUCAGAUAUCUUUCUUGCUUGCAAAAUCAUUCUUCACAGGAUUUUCAUUGACAACCUUGGCCUUGCUUUCACGCCUUCGAGUUUUAGUUCAACAAAUUUUACUUGAUGUAGUUUUGGUAUUCAACAAGGUCUCAUCUCUCUCUAAGCAGAAGCAGUCAGUAAAACUGACUCAGGGUUUUAUUGAGGCUUUUAGGGAGUACUAUCCUUCCAGUGGAGAGGUUCUUAUAUUAGAAUGUGUUUGGGAAAAGGACAAGUUUGUGUUACUUGAAAGGACAAAUAAUAACAAUACGAAGAACCAAGAGGAGGAUCCAGGAGCUCUUCCUUUGGAGACAUCAAUAAAGUAUGAAACUGUACCAUUUUUCAUUAAAGCUCUGCCUGCUGAGCAUGAACAAAAUCCAGACACACCAAAUUGCUCCCCAUCAAUGGAGAAUUUACAUGGUGAAACUCAGACUGCAGUAAUUACAUCUAAAGAUCAACCUGUUAUUAUCAGUGACAAUACAUGAGUUGCUGAUUUUUGAAGAUUUUCACUUGAGAAUUCUUUUGAGGGAAAGCUAUUUGUAAGUAUCCUUGGAAAGUCUUCAUUGCAAAUCUUGUUAUUGUUGAGGACUAUCCACUUUGAAGGAGAUGCAUCGAUCUGUGCUCUAAACAAGCAAGCUGGAGACUGAGCAGAAACAUGAGGAGAGAUGUUUAAACAUUUUUGCUUGUUUGUAGAAGCUUUCUCUGGCCAUGUAUGGCUUUUAUAUUUUGAUGAAAAUUUUGCACAGAUUAUGAAACAUGCACACUGUAAGGGUGUGUUUAGCAAAAUGUCAAAAAAUGGGCCAAGAUCAGUCAUGGCUCAGUUUUGGAGGUUUGCCAAAUAGAAAAACAUCCAAAACUGAGCCAAUUUUGGCCCAUUUUUCUGCCAAACAGAAAAACACUCGGUCCUGGUCCGAUUUUGGAGGUUUGCCAAACACACUUUUAUUGUAUUUCUUUGUAUCAAUUCAAUUUAGUGUAUGUUUAGCGGUUUAUGGUAACGGAGUGAAACUAUACUUUUCUGGCAAGUAACGCUUCA